AUGUCAGACCUGGUCUCAAUUUUCCUCCAGCUCCUUCUCUUCAAGUUGGUUGCCCCGGUAACCUUUCGCCACCACCGCUAUGAUGACCUCGUGCGGACGCUGUACAAGGUGCACAAUGAAUGCCCCCAUGUCACGCGGGUUUACAGCAUUGGGCGCAGUGUGAAGGGGAGACACCUCUACGUGCUGGAAUUCAGCGACUACCCUGGAAUCCACGAGCCCUUGGAACCGGAAGUCAAGUAUGUGGGGAACAUGCACGGCAACGAGGUGCUGGGCCGCGAGCUGCUGCUGCAGCUGUCGGAGUUUCUGUGCGAGGAGUUCCGCAACAGGAACCAGCGCAUCGUCCGGCUGGUGGAGGGCACGCGCAUUCACAUCCUGCCGUCCAUGAACCCCGACGGCUACGAGGUGGCCGCAGCCGCCCAGGACAGGGACAUUUCUGGGUAUCUGGUUGGCAGGAACAAUGCAAACGGAGUGGACCUGAACCGCAACUUCCCUGAUCUCAAUACCUACAUCUACUACAAUGAGAAGAACGGAGGCCCCAACCACCACUUGCCCCUUCCAGACAACUGGAAAAAUCAGGUGGAACCUGAGACCCAGGCAGUGAUCCAGUGGAUCCGCUCCUUCAACUUUGUCCUUUCAGCCAAUCUCCAUGGAGGAGCAGUGGUGGCCAAUUACCCAUAUGACAAGUCCCUUGAGCGCCGGGUCCGAGGUUUCCGCCGCACUGCCAAUACCCCCACGCCUGAUGACACACUUUUCCAGAAGCUGGCCAAGGUCUACUCCUAUGCACAUGGAUGGAUGCACCAAGGUUGGAACUGUGGGGAUUACUUCCCAGAUGGCAUCACCAAUGGGGCUUCCUGGUAUUCUCUCAGCAAGGGAAUGCAAGACUUUAAUUACCUCCAUACCAACUGUUUUGAGAUCACGCUGGAACUGAGUUGUGACAAGUUUCCGCGGCAAGAGGAAUUACAGCGCGAGUGGCUGGGUAAUCGGGAAGCCCUAAUUCAAUUCUUGGAACAGGUACACCAAGGCAUCAAGGGAAUGGUGCGGGAUGAGAAUUAUAAUAAUCUUGUGGACGCUGUCAUUUCUGUCAGUGGGAUUAAACAUGAUGUCACUUCAGGUGACCAUGGAGAUUACUUCCGGCUGCUGCUUCCAGGUACCUACACUGUCACUGCCACAGCACCCAAGUUUGACCCAGAGACAGUGAGUGUGACCGUGGGUCCUGGGGAACCCAAACUGGUUAAUUUCCAACUCAAGAGAAGCACCUCUCCAGCAGCCCCUAAGAGGAGAGGCCCCAACUCAGGGCAUAGAGGCAGAGUCUUACCAAAGAAAGUGCAGCCCCGGGCAGCUAGGAAAAAAGAAAUGAUGAUGAAACAGUCCCAGAGAGUCCCUGCCUGAAAUCCACAGUGCCCGGGGCAACAGUUUAGAAAGGCUUUGUUCCCGCUCUCACACCAGAUGAAGCAUUCUUUCUAUUUUAUUA
Molecule: messenger RNA, 1471 nt
Organism: Balaenoptera ricei (Rice's whale)
Lineage: Eukaryota; Metazoa; Chordata; Mammalia; Artiodactyla; Balaenopteridae
Gene: CPN1
Product: carboxypeptidase N subunit 1
Exons: 9
Coding region: 1-1389 (462 amino acids)
Biological process (GO): proteolysis
Molecular function (GO): zinc ion binding; metallocarboxypeptidase activity
Source: RefSeq, a predicted model, not a curated record